GGCCACACGAGCCGCCCACUAUGGCAGGUCAGGCUUUCUCAGCUCUUUAGACUGAAGGGGCUGUGACAUUAUUAUAGGUAAAACUGUAAGAGUCUCUUUUCCAUCCUGUUUGCCGUGCUGACUCUGAGCGCCCUCACUCACUCACUGAGAUCUACGGCCUGAGAGUCACCCAAAGACACAGCAGCAAUGAUGGCGUAUCAGGCAGAGGUGAUCAACACUCAACCGCAGGUGACAAUCACCAAUUACACGGUCACCACCGGCUCCUCUGACUGGAGCUCCAACCUCUGCGACUGCUGUGACGACUGCGGCAUCUGUCUCUGUGGGACGUUUAUCCCAUGUAUCCUGGGUUGUAAGGUUGCACAGGACCAUGGGGAGUCCUGCUGCCUGCCAUUCCUGCCUGGAGCCCUGGUUGCUCUGAGAACCAGCCUCCGGGACAAAUUCCUCAUCAAUGGCUCUAUCUGUGAUGACUGGAUUGUUAUGAGCUGCUGUGCACCUUGCGGACUCUGCCAGAUGGCUCGAGAGCAGAAGAUGAGAUGCUGAUGGGUCAAAAGUACAGAGGGAGGAGGACUGAUGGCUGCACAAUGAAGACAAGGACUCUAUAUACUAAUUUAUGGAUGGAUAAUAAUUGGUCAUCGACAUAUUUUAGUACUGCAGUGCUAAUGAUAUUGGUGUUGCAGUCUCCAAGAAUACUGUAAGGCUGGAUUUGCAGGGUGAAACUUUCACACAACUAGUUGUGGGAUGUGAACUGCAUGAAACAUAAUUCUUGUGUGAUUUCACAGAUGAAACCAUUCAAGUAACUCUAUGCAGCACAUCCAUUUACUGCACUAGGCAGCAAAAUCAGCAGGUAGUAUUUUUCAUAUAUUGUAUUGCUAGGCCUUCAUGUGGCUAUAUGUAUGUGCUAUAAAUGUCAAGAGUUGGACAAAAAAUGAAAACACCUUUAUGAUAAUGCAUAUUUACAGCCGCCCUAAGGGAUUUCUUAUAGUGCUAAGCUAACACUGUUGGCUCAGCUAACACUCUUGGCCAUUCUAUGCGUUUUAUUAGAAGUUUGUUCCAGACGUUAACAUAUGUUUGAGCUUGUAUGUAUCAGUUUUAUGGUGUUGUCCAUUCCUAACAACUAACCGGAACCUGGCUAGACUACGGCUAACAUUCACAGCCAGUUACAUAUCUUGAAAUUCUGGAAUGUCUACAGCUAGGGUUCUCGACCUUUUACAAGUUGCGGCCCACAAACAAGUGAAACGUUGCAUAGAAAAUAUAAACAUACCUAGCUAGCAUGUUGGGAGACCAAUCAACGAGCUUGAUAUAAAUAUCUUUAUUUUUUUUGCAAAUAAUUAUAACAACAUUUUCAUGUUUGGAAUUGCUGUGGCGUACGGAGCCACGUUGGUGACAUCCUAUACAAAUAAAAAUAAUGCGUGGCCAUGCCAUAUUACUGCAUGGGAACGAGAUAAUUAAGUCGUGGCCAUGACUUAAUAAGGCGUGGAAACAAGAUCCUAAAGCAUAGCCACACAAUAGGAUCUUGUUCCCUCACAUUAUUUUUAUUUAUAUGGGACGUCACUCCCUAGUGGCCCACUGGGGUGCCCAGGGUGAUAUUUUUUCCUACUUUAUGCUAACAGGCUCCCAGCAAAUAUGCAACAUUAUUUCAGUCAAAAUGCUACAUUAUUAUGUGUCUCCAUUUUGAUUGGCUACUUCAUAAAAGCUGUUUCAAGCUUGAAAUUUUGCAGUUUGCAGAUAUUGAAAAUAAUCAACAUUUAGCUCCAUAAAAGCUAGUGUUGUGUGAAAGUCUCACCACGUAAAGCAGUAUAAAGAAUGAAAUUGGAAGUCUUCUUUUGCCACUUGCAAUAGUACAUUUUAGAGCACUUGUUAUUCAUGUAUUAUUAGUAUUGUGUUAUUAUGAAUGUAUUAAGUGUCACAUGAUGCAUAUUUAGCCAUUUAAAUCUCAAUAAAAUGUUUAAGUGUA
Colossoma macropomum (tambaqui) is the source of this 1954-nucleotide messenger RNA. It is a transcript of the gene cnfn, whose product is annotated as cornifelin. The transcript is spliced from 4 exons. The record is from RefSeq and is a predicted model, not a curated record. NCBI's taxonomy places the organism in Eukaryota, Metazoa, Chordata, Actinopteri, Characiformes, Serrasalmidae. Gene Ontology annotation, cellular component: cornified envelope. The coding region runs from base 187 to 540 and encodes 117 amino acids.